UGUUAAUCUAGAGGAUAGCAUUUAAGCAAAUGUGCUUCUUAUCUGUUUACAUAAAAUCAUCAUACAGUUAUGUAUUUUAAAUAUUUGAGACAUAGGUCAUGUAUAACAUUCUUUUAUAUUUCCAUGUAAGGAAAGAAAACAGGAAACAUUAAACAUUAUGGGUCAGACGUUGUUAGUAACGUAAUCGCUGUGACUUGUUAAUACAGUUAACUUUAACCAAACAUUCCACUGGGAAUGUAGAACUUAUAUAAGACGUUGGACUUCUGUGUAUCUGACUAUAUAUGAAUGUUAUAUACGUAACUAGACUUGUCUCAUGCUUAAGUAUAAUUCAAAGAAACUGAGACUAAUUGAAAUGGAUUAGAAACAGUCUUUUUGAAAGAAAACUUACGGAGGACUUAAUCAAUAUAUUGUUUACUAGUACAAGUAAUCGUGAAACAGUCCUUCAGUUUAGAACUGAUGGCUCGCUUCCAUAAUAAAUUGAUUUGGCUGACAUCUUUUGCAUUGGGUGUCUCCGUCUCUUUUUUACGUGAUUUUGUGUCAAAAACUACAAACAUAAAUCAACAGCUUAAUUAUCCUCUUGAGAAUAUAGAAAAACUUCCUAUUGAAACACGAAAAACAUUUAAGUUAACCACCAAAAAGGAGUUCAAGCUGAAAGAAGACGCAGUAUAUCGCAAACAGGUGUUCAUGGCAAAUUAUCGACCAAUUAAAAACUCUGCUGGAAUAAACUGCACAAAAAUAAUUUACAAUAAUAAACAUGAAAUAUCAAACGCAGAGAAUAUCAUGACAAAACCUUUGUCUGUGAAAGCAAAACUUACACCAGACUUUUACUUGAAUCUUACAAACACAUGCGAUUUGUUUCGUGAUUCGAGGGGCUAUAUUGAACACCCUCUUUCUAAAUCAGAAUUUGAAUUUCCAGUUGCAUUUUCACUACUGGUCUACAAAGACAUUGAACAAGUUGAACGACUCUUGCGUUCAAUAUAUAGACCUCACAACUUCUAUUGCAUACAUAUAGAUUUCAAAAUGGAUAAAACUGAGAAGAAGGUCUUGAAAAAAAUUGCAGAUUGUUUUAACAAUGUGUUUGUUGCUAACGAAUCAAUCGAUGUGAAAUGGGGACAGUUUACACUUUUGGAAGCAGAAUUGGUUUGCAUGAAAACGCUUUGGGCGUACAAACAAUGGAAAUAUUACAUAAACCUUACUGGACAAGAAUUUCCAUUGAAAACCAACCGCGAAAUAGUGGCUAUCCUUAAAGUCCUUGAAGGUGCAAACGUUGUUGACGGAUCCUUGGGAAAAGCGAGGAUACACUUUAAAAGAUGGUCUUCGGCAGGUUCACCACCACCACAUAACAUAACAUUUGUUAAAGGAUCAAUGCAUGUUGCGGCUAAUAGAUACUUUGUCGAUUUCUGCCUUCAUGACCCGAGAUCACUAGAUUUCAUAGAGUGGCUGAAGAAAACAAAAAUUCCAGACGAGACUCUUUUCGCCUCAUUGAAUCAUAACCCACAUUUGGGAAUUAUAGGAUCUUUCCUAGGAGAAGCUGAGGAAUAUCCUUUGAAGCCGUAUUUUCUUCGUCACGUCAUCUGGUUUCCCGGAAGUAGAGUCUGCUAUGGAAAAGUCGUCAGAGAGGUGUGCAUACUUGGAGUUAGAGAUCUUCACAGGGCAUACAAUAGUAUUGAGUUAUUUGCUAACAAGUUUUAUCUUGAUUUUGAACAUAUAGCUCUUGAUUGUUUAGAAGAAUUGUUGUAUGAAAGAACGUGGAAAGAGUAUAUUGAAGACAUUCCUAUCGACACCUCUUAUUAUAAACACUUACACUACGCAAAAAUGCAGUUAAAACCAUGACAGAUAAGUACUCGCGGUUCGCAAAGAGCAUUAUUAUGCACGCUUGAUAAAUGUAAACUGUUCAUUUCUUGUGGUAUACAUUUUCUGUAUAUUUAUCUUCUGAUGGUCAACCCGCAAAAGUGGGCAUAGACAAAAGUUUUUUUCCUAUUAUUGUUUUUAUCAGAUAAGAAUAAUGUUAAUAACGCUUUAAUUUUGUAUUAUGUGGAAAUGAACUUAUAACAUUGACAUUGCAGCUUGUGUAACUCGCUGUUAAUUGAUAUUGCGCGUUUGAGUGUUUAUGUGUGGGAGGGGAGGAGGAGCGGGGCUCCUUAGACGAGUUUUUAAGGUUGCUGUCUUAGAAUCACUUGCUUUCAAUGCUGUGGGUUCGAAAUCUCUCAAGGGGUGAAACUUUCAUUCAUGUUAGGAACCAAUCCAGCUGGCUUACGGGCUCGACACGGGUGUCCGUCAAUGGCAGAAAUAAUGCACGAAGGGACACCUGAUGUCUUUCCCCAACAUAAAAAGAAUAAGAAGCUAAACAAUUGCCACAUGACCUGUAAUUGGAUGGUAUGACAAAAACAAUAUAUUGCGCGUAAUGUAUCUAAAUUGUAAGGAACCUUUCGGAGCACUGUUACACAGUAAGGGUCUUUUAUUUUUCAAAUCUGUCGUUUUUCUUGUAAACUGUAAAACUAUUUCAAACAAAUUUGUAAAUAUUUUCAUCCAUGUACCGGAUAUUAUUUGCUAAAGGAAUCCGAAUGCUAAUGUCAUGCACUUAUUUUAAUGUUUUAUCAUUGCUUUUAAACAAAAAAUCCUUUUGGUAAUUAAUCCUAACUGGCCGCUCUCCAUCUCGUAUAAGGUCAGAAAUAGAAAGAGUGGACACUAUUGAAUUAAAAAUGCACCCCACAUUGGGGUAAAAUGGUCACAGGUAUUGCACAUCACUUACGUCUCCGGUUUUAAAAUAUUUUUUACACCAUAAUUAUUCAUGGGUCUUAAUGAAUUUGGUUACAAUAUGGCUGCUUCAAUUGUUGCUACGAAGAUAGAAUAAUUUGAGCCGCGCCAUGAGAAAACCAAUAUAGUGGCUUUGCGACCAGCAUGGAUCCAGACCAGCCUGCGCAUCCGCGCAGUCUGGUCAGGAUCCAUGCUGUUCGCUUUUAAAGCCUACUGCAAUAAGAGAAACUGUUAGUGAACAGCAUGGAUCCUGACCAGACUGCGCGGAUGCGCAGGCUGGUCUGGAUCCAUGCUGGUCACAAAGCCACUAUGUUGCUUUUCUCAUGGCAUGGCUCAUUUUAUGUUAUUCCUUAUUUUAGGUUAUUGUUAUCUCAUAUAUUUGUCAUUGAUUUUAUUAAUUGGUUAACGUAGUAGAUGUAAGCCUUGGGGAAUUGUUGAAAACUGAAAAAAAGAUCACACCAUGACCAAGGUCAAACAACCGACAAACGAAAGAGUUUUGCAAAUUUAAUAAGUAUGCGGCUGUCUAAAAUAUUCUGAAAUUUUGCUAUAAAUCUUAUAACAAAUAAAACCAGAGCUGGAUAAUUGCUAACACAUACCGUAUGAACUAUCAAACAACAGACGUAAAGGCUCGUGCAAGAUUUUUUUUUCUCCUUUUAAGAGAUUUUUAUAUUUGGGCUCUUUAUUCUUCAUACAUUAUUAGUAUAAAAAAGAUUACCAGAAAACUUAUACUUAGUUUUGAAUUAUAGCAGCAUUUUGUCAUUGUGCUAGUUUAACUUCGAUCUUAAGCUUAUUGGUAUAUUUUGCAAUUGCCUUUGGAAAAAUAAUUUGUUUUGAUUUUACGACAUUUUGGUAAUUGUGUAAAGGGAUAUUGGGCAUUUUCAAAGAAGAUAUAAGGGCAUCAAAAGAUUAAAAUUAUGUGAAACAUGUAGCUGCUCAAGCAAGAAAUACCGUAUGAAAUUCAGUAAAACGUUCUGGUACAAGUGGUCACCGCUAGCUGUAAGCUGUGUGCAAAAAUUGUCUAUAGAUUAGAAAUUAGACCUGUAUCUUUAUUUAGUCAUUAGCUAUAUAGUCAACUUCGUUUUAUCUGUUUAAAGAUUUAAAAGACCUUUCAAAAAUGUAUAGAUGUAUAGAGUUAUAUGUUUUAAUACGAUAAAGAAACAACACAAACCUUUGAAGACUGUAGCGAAUAAAAUUUCAUAAAGCGUUAUACGCCACCAUAAGUCCUACGACGGACUUACAAACCCAUCUAUACGUCACCAUAUGUCCUACGACUGACUAACAAAUCCCUAUAUACGCCAACAAAAGUCCUACGACGGACUUACAAACCCCUAAAAACUCCACCUAAAGUCCUAAGACAGCCUCAACUAAGCCUAUAUAAUCAACCUUAAGCCCAAUGACGGAAUGUUUUACCCAUACACAGGACAUGCCAAACCCUUUGUAGGAUUUACUUACUCAAAUGAAGCCACAUGAUAUUUACAGUAUGAUUGUUUAUGAAAUAUGAUACGUAUGUUACAAAUGUACUGACUGGUCAAAAAGUGUCCAUAUUAUCAACAACUUUGUUUUAGUCUGUACUGUCUUAUAUGUAACAUAUGUUGUCUUGUAUGUUUGAGGUUUUACUUUCCUUUACCUCUUUUUAUAACACACGUUCUGUAACCCGCUUCCCCAGUUUUAUAUCGAUUUAUUAUACAUGUAAUAAAAGUUUUAGCUGGCAAA
Molecule: messenger RNA, 4470 nt
Organism: Mercenaria mercenaria
Lineage: Eukaryota; Metazoa; Mollusca; Bivalvia; Venerida; Veneridae
Product: beta-1,3-galactosyl-O-glycosyl-glycoprotein beta-1,6-N-acetylglucosaminyltransferase-like
Exons: 4
Coding region: 457-1833 (458 amino acids)
Cellular component (GO): membrane
Molecular function (GO): glycosyltransferase activity
Source: RefSeq, a predicted model, not a curated record